UUGUUACUUUCCUAGUACCUAUCCAGCUAAAUGCUACCAGUAGAAUCUCUCCAUAGUGACAUAGAGAUUUGUGCUAUUUGAACUCCAUUAUUCUUCGUAAUUUACACAGAAGGAUUUCCACUCUUGGCUUUUAUUGUUAGUGAACCUGCAUUGUUUGGUGAUUUCAAUUCUGUUUCCUACUUCAAUUGAUUUCUGUUUCCAUCAUGAAGACACAAGGGGCUCAGUGAUUUCAUUUGAGAUUUGAUGGUCAUUGACUCUUGGGGACUCAAUGGAUUGAUGGUUGUUUGACAAUGCGCUUGUUCUGGUGGCAACAACUGCCACUGCUUAUAUUGAUUCAACUCUUAGAACCCAGUAGCAUAAACCACAAAAUCUACGCUGAAGCUUUACUUGCUUGCAAGAGUGCACUUGACAGUCCUGGGCAAUCAAGUGAUAAGAUUGAAAGGUAUCCAUGCAUAAGACAACGGGCAUGUCUCAGCUGUUAUGUAGCAAAAGACACAGGAUUCCUGAAAUCCGUGCACUCAAGAAACAGGAGGAUGGCAGCUUCGUUUGAUGGGAACAGUGGUGUUCCGACACUUACACCGUUGCAACAAAACGAUGUUAAGAAACCGAGGAAACAGAGAGUGGCUGCCAUAGUUGGUGGUGUUGGUGCAGCUCUGCUUGUUGUUGGCUUCAUGGUGCUUGUGUAUGUCUGCUUGAUGCGUGUUAAAAGAUCAAUAAGGCAAACAUCUGAUGCAGAAACUUCUGUACCAUCUCCUUCUGCUGAGCUGGACAGAACUUACCCCUAUGCUGGUGAUGGCACGCAAAAUUUAAGGCAGUUAGCUGUCUUGGAGCUGAAACAUGCUACAAACAAUUUCAGUGACAGUAACAUCAUAGGUGAAGGUUCAUUUGGUUUAGUUUAUAUGGGAUUGCUUCAAGAUGGGUCUAUGGUGACAAUCAAGAGACAUCUACAUACACCAGCCCAGAAUUUUGUUCAUGAGGUGAAGCACAUAGCUCGAGUUCAUCAUCGGCAUCUUGUCAGGCUUGUAGGAUAUUGUGAAGAAAACCACCAACAGUUUCUUGUCUAUGAUUAUAUCAGUAAUGGAAAUGUUGGAAACUUCCUAUAUGAUAGUGAAGGUUUACCAAUUGGAAAGCUAAAUAUGCGGCAAAGGUUAUUAAUAGCUAUAGGUGCAGCAAAAGGCCUUGAACACCUUCACAGUUUAGUUCCUCCUCUCUUUCACAUGCACUUCAGAACUAGGAAUGUCCUUCUGGAUGAGAAUUUUACAGCAAAAAUUUCUGACUAUGGAUUAUCUAAAUUGCUAAUUGAGGAUCCUCGUGUGGGAUCAUCUUCAGCCAUCGACUGCUUUCUCGAUCCAGAGUUGAAUCGAUCAAAUCACUUUUCAGCAGGAAGUGAUGUGUAUAGUUUCGGGGUCUUCUUACUGGAGUUGACCAGUGGACAUGAAGCAAAUAGCAGAAAUCAGUCAAAUGCAGACCAAAACUUAGUAUUGCAGGCUAAAAGAAGCAGUGAUGUUGGGGACUAUGUGGAUAAGACAAUAGGAAACCAAACAGUGGACACUGCAAAAGAGAUGAUAGAGUUGGCAUUGCAAUGUGUUGAUGUUAGUGAGAGGAGGCCAUCGAUGAGGCAUAUCGUUAUGGAGUUGGAAGGGAUUCAAGAGAGGGAAAUUAGUGGGUUGCGUUCUGAAAUAGGUGCAGUAACACUUGGGAGUGAGCUAUUCACUUGAA
Messenger RNA from Pistacia vera, 1719 nucleotides. RefSeq names its product probable serine/threonine-protein kinase PBL28. The coding region runs from base 291 to 1718 and encodes 475 amino acids. Gene Ontology annotation, biological process: protein phosphorylation. Gene Ontology annotation, molecular function: ATP binding; protein kinase activity. NCBI's taxonomy places the organism in Eukaryota, Viridiplantae, Streptophyta, Magnoliopsida, Sapindales, Anacardiaceae. The transcript has 10 exons. The record is from RefSeq and is a predicted model, not a curated record.